AUGUUCCACAAAGAGUUUUUUGUUCUUUUGUGUUUUCUGCAUGCAGAGACUGAAAGCAUCGCUAACUCUGAGUUUAACCUGCAAGGGGACUAUCUGCUUGGAGGACUUUUUGAUAUUCAUUAUGCAAGUGUUGCUCAUUAUCGAAACAUCCCAGAAGCCGUCAUCUGCUCCAGUAAUCCUUUUACACUGUCAAGUUACCGGAGGUUUCAGAUGAUGAGAUUCUCAAUUGAGGAAAUCAAUAAUUCUACCAGUCUGCUACCCAAUGUGACUCUUGGCUAUGAAAUAUUUGACCACUGCUCAGACACAAAGAAUUUUCCAGGUAUUUUCAGCCUGAUGUCUGUUGUUGGUUCGAUUCAACCAUGGAAAGAAUCUGUGAACUUCUCAAAAGUGAUUGCAGUAGUGGGCACAUAUACAAGCACAGCAACACUGACUGUUGCACCGCUGUUCAUGAAGGACCUCGUUCCACUGAUUAGUUAUGGAGCUGCAAGUUCAGUCUUCUCCAGAAAAAAGAAUUUCCCAUCUUUCUUACGAACAGUGCAUCCUAAUAAAGACGUCAUAAAAAUGAUUUUUGAAAUUUUGCAAAGAUUUAAAUGGACCUGGGUGACUUUUCUUUAUGCUGAUGAUGACUAUGGAAGAGAUGGCUAUGACCUGUUUGUAAAAAUGAUAAGGAACACUGACAUUUGUUUAGGAUACUCCAAAGGCCUUAAUACAGACACAGAUUACCCUAAAAUGUUCAAGCAGAUCAUUGAUUUUCGAGUAAAUGUUAUUAUUGUGUUCACAGCUGAGUGGACAGCUGAAGCUGUAAUUAAUUCUGCAAUCCAACAAAAUGUUACCAACAAGGUGUGGAUAGCAGCAGAUGCCUGGUCUUUACACAAAGAGCUCCCUAAAAAAACAGGAAUCAGAAAUAUUGGGACUGUUCUUGGAGUUGCCGAGCCAAAAACCACAAUACCAGGAUUCAGUGAUUUUAUUUAUUCUUUCAAAGCUCAAAAUCAGUGUGAAAAUCCAGAGCAGGAUCCAUUUUGUAACCAGAUGUGUAACUGUAGCAGCUUGAGUGCUGAAGAUAUCAUUACAGCAGAUCCCUCUUUUAAUUUUCCUGUUUACUCUGCUGUAUAUGCCGUUGCCCAUGCCUUACAUGCAGUGCUGCAGUGUGGAGCUGGCAGCUGCAACAAGAGCAUUAAAGUUUACCCACACAUGGUUUUACAUGAACUGAGGAGAUCCAGUUUUACCUUUUUAAACCAGACAGUUCAGUUUGAUGACAAUGGUGAUCCCAAGUUUGGAUCCGUUGCUAUAGUUUUCUGGAACAGCAGUGGUAAUGCAGAGGAGGUCGGCUUUUUCUCUUUUUACCCAACAUUCAAAUUCUUCAUCAAUAGCUCCAAAAUAAAGUGGCAUGGUGAUGAAAAGGUGCCUGAGUCUGUUUGUUCCCAAGCAUGUCCUGAGGGGUUUGCAAAAAUUCAAGAAGGUAUCCACACAUGCUGUUUCAGUUGUACAAUUUGUCCAAAUGGAACUUACAUCAACAGCACAGAGGAUCCUUACAACUGCAUCAACUGCAAGGAGACAGAGUGGUCUACAGAAGGAAGUACAUCAUGUACCAUACGGCUGCUGGAGUACAUCCCAUUUACAGACACUGCUGCUGUAGUGAUCAUGGUUGGGGCCUUGGUCUUAGUGGCCCUUACUGUAGUCAUGUCUGUUCUCUUUGCCCUCAACUACAACACACCGGUUGUCCGAUCUGCUGGAGGUCCAAUGUGCUUCCUGAUUUUAGGAUGCCUCAGUCUGUGCAGUCUUAGUGUGUUUUUCUAUUUUGGUGAGCCCACAGAAACUUAUUGCACCUUAAGGUUUUUACCAUUUCUGUUGUUUUAUACAGUUUGUCUGGCGUGUUUUGUUGUGCGUUCAUUUCAAAUUGUUUGUAUUUUCAAAAUAUCUGCAAAGUUCCCAAAGCUCUUAAGUUAUUGGACAAAGUAUCAUGGACACUGGCUCAUCAUCACUGUGGCGUUUUUCAUUCAGGCUCUAUUGCUCAUCACUGGCUAUUCCAUUGCCCCCCCAAAGCCAUACAGUGAUACAUUUUGGUACUCUGACAUCAUUGUCCUUGGCUGUGAUCUUGAUCUUAACCUCAAAGCAACAUCCAGCUCUUUCAUUCUACUAUCUGUUUUGUGCUGUCUUAGUUUUAUAUUUUCUUAUAUGGGAAAAAACCUUCCAAAAAACUACAAUGAAGCCAAAACAAUAACGUUCUGCCUUCUAUUGCUGAUACUCACCUGGAUCACAUUUGCCACUGUAAGCAUGCUCUAUCAUGGUAAGUACAUCCAUGCCAUGAAUGCUUUGGCUAUACUGUCCAGUCUGUACUCUUUCCUGCUGUGGUAUUUUUUCCCUAAAUGCUACAUCAUCAUUUUUCAACCCAAGAAAAACACUCAGCAGCACUUUCAAGGUCUCAUUCAGAAUUAUACCAAAACAAUUAGCCAGUAG
This is a messenger RNA of Oryzias latipes (Japanese medaka), 2457 nucleotides long. RefSeq names its product taste receptor, type 1, member 2c (gene tas1r2c). The record is from RefSeq and is marked provisional. Gene Ontology annotation, biological process: G protein-coupled receptor signaling pathway. Gene Ontology annotation, molecular function: G protein-coupled receptor activity. NCBI's taxonomy places the organism in Eukaryota, Metazoa, Chordata, Actinopteri, Beloniformes, Adrianichthyidae. Gene Ontology annotation, cellular component: plasma membrane.